AUGUCCAAGCAACAACAUCGACAUACUCGUACUAUAGAAUAUUGGGCUGGAAAAAAACUUCAAAGAAGUGCAUCUGAUCUUUUUCUUGAUCGACCUCGACCAGGAUAUACUAUUUUUACAGGUCCAAAUGCACUUUGGGCUCAACAAUAUCCUAUUCGAGAUUUGAUUGGAGAUAUUGGUGAAGGAAAAACAUCAACACUUCGUUCGCUUGAUCUUGGAUAUUUAACAAGAGGAUAUACAAUGGCUCCACCAAUUCGUCGUUUUGCAUAUCCUGGUGAAAUUGGUUGGACUGCAACAUAUUUUCGUCAGACUUUAAAACGAACUAAAUCAAAUAUACUAUGGGACAAUUAA
Rotaria sp. Silwood1 is the source of this 351-nucleotide messenger RNA. The record is from the annotation of a GenBank genome assembly. NCBI's taxonomy places the organism in Eukaryota, Metazoa, Rotifera, Eurotatoria, Philodinida, Philodinidae.